Synchiropus splendidus (mandarinfish) is the source of this 6298-nucleotide messenger RNA. It is a transcript of the gene camk1da, whose product is annotated as calcium/calmodulin-dependent protein kinase 1Da. Gene Ontology annotation, cellular component: cytoplasm; intracellular anatomical structure. The transcript is spliced from 11 exons. Gene Ontology annotation, biological process: peptidyl-serine phosphorylation. The coding region runs from base 173 to 1483 and encodes 436 amino acids. Lineage: Eukaryota; Metazoa; Chordata; Actinopteri; Syngnathiformes; Callionymidae. Gene Ontology annotation, molecular function: calmodulin binding; ATP binding; calcium/calmodulin-dependent protein kinase activity. The record is from RefSeq and is a predicted model, not a curated record.
AGCAGCCUGCAGGAGGGCUCACAUGGUCCUGAGCUCAGUCCACUCGAACCUUCCAUCCUUGUAACUCCUCUCUCCAGUGUCCUUCCCCGAGAGAAGCAGUCGUUGAUUUCCGCACCGUUCUCCAUCCACAGCACGCCGCUGUCGUUGGGACUCGGCCCGGUGUAGCAGCACCAUGGCUCGGGAGAACGGAGACGCCAGCCGGAGCGAGACGUGGAAGAAGCAAGUGGACGAUAUCAAGAAGAUUUUUGACCUGAAGGAAGUGCUCGGAACGGGGGCUUUUUCGGAGGUGGUCCUGGCCCAAGAGAAGCUGACAGGACGGAUGUUUGCGGUGAAGUGCAUCCCCAAAAAAGCUUUGAAGGGGAAAGAGAGCAGCAUUGAGAACGAAAUCGCCGUUCUGAGGAAGAUCAAGCAUGAAAACAUCGUGGCCCUUGAGGACAUCUACGAGAGUCCAGACCACCUCUACCUGAUCAUGCAGCUGGUGUCGGGAGGUGAGCUGUUUGAUCGAAUAGUUGAAAAAGGAUUCUACACAGAGAAGGACGCUAGCACGCUGAUCAGACAAGUUCUGGACGCAGUUCACUAUCUGCACAGGAUGGGCAUCGUACACAGAGACCUGAAGCCGGAGAAUCUGCUGUAUUUCAACCCUCAGGACGAAUCGAAAAUCAUGAUCAGCGACUUUGGCCUGUCAAAGAUGGAGGGCAGUGGCGACGUCAUGUCCACGGCGUGUGGCACGCCGGGAUAUGUUGCUCCGGAGGUUCUGGCCCAGAAGCCGUACAGCAAGGCGGUAGACUGCUGGUCCAUCGGAGUCAUCGCCUACAUUCUGCUCUGUGGUUAUCCGCCAUUCUACGAUGAAAACGACUCCAAGUUGUUUGAGCAAAUCUUGAAAGCUGACUAUGAGUUUGACGCUCCGUACUGGGACGACAUUUCCGACUCAGCAAAGGACUUCAUCAGCAGCCUGAUGGAGAAAGAUCCGAGUCGACGCUUCACCUGUGAGCAGGCGCUCCGACACCCCUGGAUCGCUGGGGACACAGCUCUCUGCAAGAACAUCCAUGAAUCUGUCAGCAGGCAGAUCAGAAAGAACUUUGCCAAAAGCAAAUGGAGGCAAGCCUUCAACGCCACAGCAGUGGUCCGUCACAUGCGGAAGCUGCAGCUCGGCAGCAGCAUGGGGAGCAGCAUGGAUGCUUCCGGUCAACACAACAGGCCCAGUCAGACGCCAAAGACGUCCCAAAGCCAGAACCCGGUGGACCAGAAACAGCCAGUCCAGAGCCAAAUGAGUGGCCCGGCUGUAACCAGCCAGAACAACAACUCUGCUGCCAGUAAAACGUCCUCCACAGAGCCACUGUCAGCUCCACGCAAGGAAUGCGUCGCCACGCCAGCCACGCCCUGCAGCUUGGCAUCUGCAGCGUCUGCUUCUGUCGCUGGCUCGGACCUGAACCGGCCACAUCCCUCGGCGGUCCCGGCACCAGUCCUCACAGAGACCAAGUGACGCCAAAUCCCGCGGGGAACCAGCUGGGAGGCCACAGCGCUGUGAAGGAUUCAGCAUAGCCACGAAGGUCGACGCAAGGUCAUCGUCGUAGCUGUCAAUCUCCCUCCUUCACUGCACUUGAUUGACGGUGCCGCCCGUCCGGUUCCUCGCCCUGCUCCCGGGUGAGCAGAGGACUUCUUCUUCGUCUUCACCAGAUCCAUCCGAACGUUCAGCGCCGUGGUGUCCAACAGCUCCUCCCUCAGGACGCUAGGAGAACUGAUUCUCGGGCCGAUGGCUCAGACGGUGACUUCAUUCUUCUGACUCUUUAUUGAGCUUUUUUUCAAAAGUGGGAUUCUCUUAAUAGUGCUGUUGAGUUUGAAGGUACCAUGAGUGAUAUUUAAAACAUUAUUGAAUACAUUCUUGAGCUGUCAUCUCUGCAAAAUUUCAUUUCAAAAGGAUCUUGUGUUGAUGUGGCUGCACAAUGUCAGAGAGAGUUAGAAUUCACUCCACCCCAUCACAGUCUCCCAAUGAUAAAGUAGCCUUUAAAAUCCUCAUGCCAAUCUGGCUCAAAUGGUCCCAUUUGCCAAAGAAUCUUUUAAAAAAAAAAUCCAGGAUACAGUCGGUGAUCCAGUUCACUCCCAACAUUGGAUCAUUUGCUCCUUGUUCCCAUUCAUUUAAUCCAAAUCUAUCCAUGACGUUAUUUUAACACAGACAAACCAAAUCACAAUUAAUCGUAUUUUAAUAUUUGACAUCUGCAUGAACCAAUUUCAGUUGAAUCUAUGCACAUAAUCAUCGGGUGGAAGUGCUGCAGGGAUGAGCAAACUCAUUGUUGUAUAAAGUUCCCAGAACAGUGUUUUUCUUAGGCCUAUUUCUGAAGUUUUGGUCUUUUUUGGACUUCCUUCAAAGUGCAUCACAGGGCUGCUCUGUAUUUCCCAGAAAGACUGCUAUGUAUCCGGAUGUACUUUUUACUGCAUCAUUGCACCAGAUUAUUUCAACGGUUUUGUGCAGCCACAUUACGUGAAACAUGACAAUGGUAUUGUUUUGAAUGCUACACAUGGUACCUUUAUGUACUUUCAGGCUUGUGUAUGUGCGUGUGUUAAGAAGUGCUUUAAAAGUACCAUAUGACUGUCCAGAUGUUUAAACAUGAGUCAGCGCUUUAUCUAUUUUGCACAACAGCGGUUUUGCAGAUGUACAGAGAAGAUAUUCUGAAUCCUUAGUUUAGGAAAACAACGGAUGUCAACUGUGUUGCGUGGAAUUAUUGUCGGCGUCUUUUACUAACAAUCACCCUUUAACAAGGGGCAGGUGACACACGUGGAAGGGAACUAUGUGAAUCCAACUAGGACAAGCUUUUGCCCUCAUCUGCUCCACAAAUGAAGCCAUGAUCUUGUGCCCGUGGUUGAGCUGCUCCCAGUCCGGUCCGCUCAGGGAAAGCUGCAGCAGCACUGUGUUCUGGUCCACACUCUUGUCACGGUUUUCCGAAUGUCAGCUCGGAGUUGGUGUUGGUGUUACUUGAAUUUCUUUCAGGUGUUAUUUCAUCAUGAAGACGUGGAUUGUUAGCAUGUGUGUGUUCAGAACACUAGUGAGGAAUUGCCCAUCAACUCGUACUAAAUGUUGGUUCUGUCUAGAGAGCAGUUUGUGUCAGUCGCGUCGUCCCAUCACUGCAAUUGGUUUGUGGUUUUACAUUCACGUCGUAGAUCUAUUGCUGAAGUUUGAAGUCGGGUUUUUUUAGGCCAAUCAUGGUCAGUGUUUUGUGGGACGGGAGGUUCUAUAAUUGCAUGAAAGCAAUAUGGCUGCUCGGUAUCCAGUGGCACAUAGGUGCAAGACUAGCUAGGAGAACAGUCAUCUCAGUACCAGAAGCUUAAAGACACAGUCAAAGGGAAAACGGUCACUAACUAGUGCUUCGACAAAACUCAUUAUGGGAAGAUGAGAGCAUGGCAGAGAAGCAAGUUCAGUGUUCUAGAUAUGAACUAGGUAAUUACAAUAGAAAUGUAAGAAAAUGUAUCAGUAAAAGCCUUCAGUGACGCAUGAAGAAGCGACUUUAAGUGAAAAAAAUAAAUUGCUAAUUAUCUAUAGGGCAAAGCUUGACUAAAGUUUGUGGUGGUGUUAAAAACAACUCAUUUUAAUACUGCAAAAUAAACAAAUUAAUUGUUGAAUUUGUUAACUAUUUUUUAAAUAUAAAAGGACACUGCAACGUCACCAGGACAGAUUAUUGGUUUUCAUUUUUGGUUUCUAAAUUCCAUUAACUCUGGACCGAACAGUGAAAGAGUGAAUAAAAGGCCCCGCCCACACCUCCAUGCUGGUCAAUGUAGCAUGUAAUGAACCCACUGUUGACGGGAAAUUAUCUUCAGUAAUCCAACAUUGGGUUAUCCUCAUCGUGGACUCUCAAUAGAGACUGUUGCUAACAAUCAUUUUGUUUGCUUUUUGGUUGAUCCUGACCCACAAUUGAAGCCAUUGCCACUGCAGCAUUCAACAACUCCAACUGCAGACUUCCUGGGUGCCGCAGCAUACGCCAAAAAUGUCUUUCUGAAUUCCAUUCAUGCCCAAAGAAAUAUGUUAGCUACCCAUCCAUCAUUCAUAAAGUCGGUCCUCACAUGCCCAGAAGGCUGCAGGGUUCAAGAGGAAGAGCUUGAUUCCUCAACUGUCAACAUGAUUGUAUUUUUCACAUUUUGCCAACUUUUAUUGAUGAAUGGAAAAAAAAGUUAUUGUGACAUGUUGCAGGCAUGUGAUCAUCUUCACCUGUACGGCUUGACUGCUACAAUAGUGCCGAAAUUGGCUUUUUUUCAUCUUUCUACAUGUUACUCAUGGUACAAACCUUAUAUGGCAGUCAAAAUAUUGUGAUAAAUAUAAUGAAUGUAUGUUGUUAAGGUCUGCAGGCGGAGAAGGAGUGACUGUGCACCUUCAAAAUGAAACCCCAGAGUGUGUUGUCAAGCAGCCAGGUUUCUGUUUAACAGUGUGUCAGACCGCUGGACCAGUUCUGAUAAAAGAUCAUAUGAGAAAAGAUCACUGGUUCUCCAGGAAGCUCACUGGAAGCGCUGGGUUUACAGGGUAUUGUAGGUGGUUGAGAAUGACAUGUUGAGUUUGCUCCUGUCCUUGUACAGUAGUUAAGUCGUGUCUGUAUUGUGGUGGCCGUGACAUGAGUCCUCACUAAGCCUGCCGGGUUGAAGGCUGUUGGUCAGACAUUGGCAGACGUAACAAACCCUGCCUGGGUUCUCUUUCUCUGUGCUGAGGACACAGUUCACCAUGGCUGCUGGAGCUGCUGCAGUUUAAAGAGUAUUUACAACUGCAUUAUAUCUCUUUGAACUCAUUGUGGUGCUAGUAUCUGUUCUGUCAAAAAAAAUCCCCCAAAGAGAUCAAAGUGGUAGGCAUUUUGUGCAUGACUGAAAAGUCUGUACUUCCUCUUGGACCCAAGCAUUAGUGCUUCUGUGCACAUACUUAGCUGCCACCAUAGCUACACUAUCAUCGACACAUUAAUGCCAAGCUGUCUCACUUUUCAUGGCUGAGUUGCUGAAACACGACAGUCGACCUAGUUCUGAACUCCCUCAAGUUGUGAUGGAAAUGUGAUGGAGCCAUCAAAGCUCGUCUUCAAACUUCAUGACACCACUUUCAUUCUUCUUAAAGGUGUUUUCUUCUUUCUUAUAACUUCCACUCAUGUAAGGGCUUUAUUCGACGUAUCACCUUAAAUCAGACGUUUCUCAUUGAUUGCUAUGCAUUUUUACAUGUUGUAUCGCGAAUGUGUUUUAGUCCAAGGUGAGGAAGCUUCACCGCCAGAGUUUAAGAGAGUAUUAAAAGAGUAAGAGGGCAACGCAACUUAGAAAGAGGUUCAUGUAUAAAUGUGAUGUAAUGUACUCAAGUGUUUACAACAAACAAGGCGUAGCUGUUUUUGUUUUAACUGAAACUGUACAUAGGCUGUAAAUAUUAAUGUCCAUUUUCCAGAUACUUAUGAAUGUUCGUUCUUAAAAGUGGGAUGGGGAUGAGCGAUUGUUACGUGCGGCAUCGAGAGGAGACGAUUGUAUCCUGUAAAAAGUUCCCUUCUGGCCGCGCAGCUGCACAACACAGUGUCAGUGUUUAUGAAGCAUUGUUUAUUAAACUCAGGCUUACGUUCCUUCUGCCAUUCUUAACACGGAGAUCCAAAGCUGUGACUAACUUGGACACCCGACACUGUUAAAGACACAGAGGACUUUCCUGUACACGAGUGUACAAAAACAUCUCUGAAAAAAAAAGUGCUUCAAUCCUCACUGCGUGUUUUCAAAUGCCUUGUUUAAUGUCUCAGUAUGUGUUUGAUGUAAACAUGUUCUUGACGCGUCCAUGAUGAGAUUAGCGUUUCAGUGAUGCAAAGGUUUUGGGGCACUGCUGUGACUUGACUGGAUAUAAUUGUUCAUUCAUUUUUGGUUUAUGUAACGCCGCUUGUUAACGGAGCCCCUGUGGAUACUCUGAGCUGAAGUUUUCCCUUUGAAACGGCUUGAGUUUGGUCAAUGUAAAACAAUGCAUUUCAGUAGAGCCUCGGCUCCGUCGUAUGCAAGUCAAUUCAAGUGUCCCAUUACUGUUUGUGCUACUAAAACUCUAAAUCCCGGUAAGUGGUUUGCCGGCAUCAAACGUCUCCGUGUGGUUGUCCUCGUUCAGCGCCUGUCACGUUAGCUGGCUGUAUUUAUUCUCUGCAUGUGAACACCACCAACCGUCAUGUGUACACGUCGGCAUUUGGUCGCGUAUCUCUUGCGUGAUGACUUUCUGUUGAUGGGGCUUGUAUUACCGAUGCCUUCGACAAUCAUGUGCACAUAUCAGAGUUACCAUGACGACACAAGCCUGAGCGACUGAUUGUUUCAUUUAUCUUCUCCUAAA